ACUUUGUGACGGCGCAACAUUUCAAAUAAAACAAUUCAAAUAAAAAUUAGAAAGUGGAAAGAAACGAUAAAAAUGUGUCGCUGAGGUUUAAUUUAUUAAUUUAAUCAUAUACAAAAAUAUUUUUGGAAGUACAGGCAGUUUUUCUGUAUAAAUUAAGUAAAUAUGUCUAAAGUGAUAGAUCUGACGCAGCCCCGAUAUGACCAGAGUACGUACAUGGGCAGAGUUAAGCAUUUCUUUCAACUGACGAAUCCACUGAACGCGUUCGCGUCAACCAAAGAACUAGACGAGGCCAAAAGGAUUGUCGAAGGGUUUAAAAAAUCCCGUAAGCUACCACCGGGCUACGAUGAAGACAAGCUGUGGGCCACCAAGUACCUGUACGAUAGCGCGCACCAUCCCGACACCGGCGAGAGAAUGUUCGUGCUCGGUCGGAUGGCGGCACAGGCGCCCAUGAACACUAUCAUCACUGGCUGUAUGAUAACAUUCUAUAAAACAACAGCGGCCACUGUGUUCUGGCAAUGGGUGAAUCAAACCUUCAAUGCGGUGGUCAAUUACACCAACCGAUCUGGAGACGCACCUAUGUCAGCUUCACACCUUAUAGGAUCAUACUGCGCGGCAUGCAGUGGUGCCCUGGGCACUGCCUUAUACCUCAACAGCAAAGUUAAGGGCAUGAAUCCAAUCUACGCGCGCCUUGUGCCGUUCGCUGCGGUCUGCGGCGCCAACUUUAUCAACAUCCCAAUGAUGCGGAGUCUUGAGCUGAUCAACGGAACUCCAGUGUUCGCGCCGCCCGACGGCAAGCGCGUGGGAGAAUCUCAAGCCGCAGCUCGCUAUGGCAUCGCUCUGGUGUGCAUCUCCAGGGUUAUCAUGGCGUUGCCGGGAAUGACGAUCACGCCUAUAUUGACCAACAUAGCGACUCAGAGAGGCCUGUUCUGCCACCGACCCAAGGCCGUGAUACCGUUCCAGCUGUUCCUAGUGGGUCUGUGCGUCACCUUCGCGACUCCGCUGUGUUGUGCCAUCUUCGACCAGCGGGCCAGCUACCCUGUGAACAGCCUGGAACCGGGACCAAAGGAAUUUAUGAAGAAAAAUUAUCCGAAAGAAGAUUAUGUUGUGUUCAACAAGGGGUUAUAAGUUGCUAGUGCGAUACUUAGCGAAUAUAGGGUCUAUAAUAAAACACAGCCGUCAAUUAAACAUGCAAUUAGACCGAAUAAAAUGAUGGAAUUAAUUUGAGCUUUAAUCCGAACAUUCCAAAUGAAGAUAAUGCAUUUUGAUAAUUAUUUAAAUGGUUUAUCACAAAGUUUUUAUUCAGCAGAAAAGAGUACAGUACAACUAAUUUGGAUUUAAUUAAAUAUGUGAACAACAUGAAACAACCGCACAAGAAAUGUGUGAUAACUGAAGCCCUUUUGCCUUUAUUUUAUAUUUUACUUGUUGUUACUAUUGUAUUACGCCAUCCAUAUUUUAUACAAUAUUUUACGAUGCAUUUCUUAUCAUGAAAGUUUUAUGCAGCUAUUUAUUAGAUUUUUAUUUUUAAAUGAUUUUGUUUUUUAUAUAUUUUAACAUGUUUUAUAGUUUUAAUUUAUUUUGUAAAGGUCUUUACCGCUCAACAUUAUUGGUUGUGAGGACGACUUUAUGCAAUAGGUCUGAUCUGAUAAAUUGUGCAAUAAUUAUAUUUAAAAAUAAGUGUUAGCUAAAAUAAUAUGUUUUGAUUGAAGCUGUUUUACAAUAAGUUGCUAGCAAUAAAAUGCGUACAAAAAAACAUUUUUUUCUAACUAAAGUAAAAAUAUGAAAAAUGUAAAAAUAUUCGAUUCGAAAACAAAAUGUCAGUUUAUUUGGCAAGUUAAUAAAUUAUGGUUCACUAUUAAAUUGUUUAUAAUUUUUAGUUUUAGUCUUCAACAGAACUUCGUAAAUAUUGAAUAAACAAAUAAAUGAUGACAAUAAUAGGGCUGUCCCGCACUAGAGCUGAUUCCAGCUACAGAAGAAGAAAUAUUUGUUAAAUUAAUUGUUGACUAUUAAAAGAGUUUUAGGCUAGGGGAGGGUUAUUUAUCUCUUUAGCUUAUCAAAUUAAUGUUGGAAGGUUACUCGCGAAAUCGUCAUUUUGGUCAGCACUGGGGACAAACGUGUCUUUCGUAGCGCGUGAGUCUUCUGUACAUACCUAUGAUUUAUAAUAACGUCAUAUAAAUCGAUGAACGCCGUCUGUACGAAAAACUGUUCCCCCUGAGCCGAGCGUGCAAGCGAGAGCGCGGCACAAGCGAUAGAGAGGCGCGAUCAGCCUAAACCAUAGAUCAAAUAAGUUCCUUGAUCUAAACGUUCGGCUUGUGAGGGAUCUUUUUCGUUGAUUAUUAAAAGGAAUAGCAUUGGUCAGCGAGUGAAGUAAUAAUAGGUUAUGGUACAAUUUUGAUUAAAAAAUUAUUAUGACUCUUAUAAACGAUCGUAUAAAAGUUGUUUUCUUAUGACGUAAAAUUAUCGUCCACGAACCGACUUUACAGGCAACCAAUUUUUUUUAUAUUAACGUUUCCGCGGGUUAUAAAUGAACAAUAAAAUAAAGGUAUCUUUGUUUAUUUAUUUUAAACGUGGUUAAGUUUAUUUGUAAAGAUUGUGUUCUUUAAGAAUUAAUGUAACAUAAUUAAUAAAGAAAAUAUUUGAUCGGUACUGCUACCGAGUGAGUUUGAUUCGAAAAGAUGUGGGCUGCAGGCGAUCAUCGCAAUUCGAAGUAGAACCAUGCGAUAGACACGUAGCUGUGUGGUAUGAGUGGGGUGCGACCUUUAUGUUAUAGCGACAUUACCGUUGCAUCGUCGAGCAUACCGAAAUAAUGGUCUAAUGGAGUCCAAAUAAAAGGUUCUCUUUUACUGUUCUAUUCAUUAAUGAAGAGUUUAAAUAUUUAUAUAAUAUAAAAAGUAUACGUAUACGUAUUUCAUUUCUAUUUUUAUUUCGUCCAUUUCAAUUUUUUUUAUUACUAAACCCUUCUUACAUUUGAAAGUGAAUGUUGGAUAUUCAUAAUUCAUAUCGACGUCUGGCUUAUGUACAAUAUAUUGUAUGUGUUUUAAAUUAGUGUAACGGCUUGUUUCGAAGUAUUUCCACCUGACGAGUCGGUAAAAGAAUUAUUUAUAAAUCUAGUAAUAUAAUUGUUGUCGUUAGAGUGAUUGUUGUUUAUUAAAAAGUUGAUUGAAGUUUCUAUUUGAUGGGAAGUAACGGUGACAAUAAUCGUGUUGUGUUUUUGUUGCAAUGUUAAGAGUUGUGAGAAUCUGCAAUAAAAUGUUUAUAAUACA
This is a messenger RNA of Leptidea sinapis, 3260 nucleotides long. RefSeq names its product sideroflexin-1-3 (gene Sfxn1-3). Gene Ontology annotation, biological process: serine import into mitochondrion; monoatomic ion transport. The transcript is spliced from 9 exons. The record is from RefSeq and is a predicted model, not a curated record. Gene Ontology annotation, molecular function: monoatomic ion transmembrane transporter activity. Bases 163 to 1125 code for a protein of 320 amino acids. Lineage: Eukaryota; Metazoa; Arthropoda; Insecta; Lepidoptera; Pieridae. Gene Ontology annotation, cellular component: mitochondrial inner membrane.